AUGCGCUCCAUUCAUGCGUUGCCCCUCGAUGUUAUUCGCCAGUUGUCCCGCAUGCUAGAGUGGCUAUGGGACGUAGCCGUCAACCCUAUCUUGAAUGAAUUGAAGUUUUCGGCCCCUCCACUAAAUGAUAACUGGCCUCGUGUCUGGUGGAUCCCAACCGGUCAGCUAAGCUUGCUCCCUCUACACGCAGCAGGGUACCACGCCCAGGAGGCUAUCAGUGGAUCUGGUCCGACGCCCGGCAAAUACAAUACAACGCUUGACAGGGUCGUAUCGUCAUAUAGCUCCUCCAUCAAAGCGCUUCUAUAUAGUCGGCAAAAUUCACAAGCUUCUAAACUCGGUCUAGAUGAGGCACUGCUCGUUUCAAUGGACAGAACACCGGGACACCCCGAUCUUGAAUAUGCUGCGGAGGAGGUGAACGCCCUAGUGAGCCUUCUCUCGAGCCAGAUUACAACAACAAAAUUGGAACGGCCAUCCAAACAAGCUAUCCUAGACAGCUUAAAGUCAUGCUCAAUCUUUCAUUUCGCCGGACACGGCGAAUCAAACCCGUCAGACCCGUCAAAGAGCUCUUUACUCGUCAGCGAUUGGCAAGAAAACCCAUUAACCGUUGACGACCUCAUUGAGUCAGACUUUAGACAGCAAUCUCCUCUACUUGCAUACCUUUCAGCAUGCUCAACAAGCAACAACAGCGCAAAGAAACUACAGGACGAAGCCAUACAUUUGGUAACUGCGUGUCAACUCGCCGGUUUCAAGCAUGUGGUAGGAUCAUUGUGGGAGGUUUCCGACAAAUACUGCGUUGUAGCUGCGGAAGAGAUUUACAAAAUGAUAAUAGAAGACGGCGUCAUAAAUGGCGACAAAACCGCGUUAGGUGUGCACAAGGCUACAAGACGCAUAAGAGAGAUUACGAGGGGUAGGGGUGAAGACAGCCCCACAAAUCCUCCGUUAACCGAAGGUCUAUCGAACGAGGAAUCUGGUGCGAGAGGUCCAAGGAGUGCUAGGCCCGCCGGAUACCAGAAUCGAAUUGAUACUAAUAGCGAGCUAGGUAACCCGCUUAUUUGGGCAGCCUAUAUCCACGUCGGGCCGUAG
Orbilia oligospora ATCC 24927 is the source of this 1083-nucleotide messenger RNA. RefSeq lists its product as uncharacterized. The record is from RefSeq and is a predicted model, not a curated record. Bases 1 to 1083 code for a protein of 360 amino acids. The transcript has a single exon. Lineage: Eukaryota; Fungi; Ascomycota; Orbiliomycetes; Orbiliales; Orbiliaceae.